UUUCAGCUAUGUAACACCAGGCCAUGAAAACAGCAGCUAGUGAAUCAGCCAGGAUAACUCCAGAGUUCCUCAAGAAGAACUGUAUUCUGCGCAUUCCAUCACAGACGGGCGAGACAAAGUACGAAUGUGUGUUGUGUAAAACUAAAAGGCUCACUGAUCUGACCCUGAUAACUCAUGUGGCGAACCUUAAGCACUCAGAGAUUGUCAAGAGACGAGAAGAUGGAGCUGACAAAUACACAGACACCAAGUACCAUGGCCGGUGUUUACAGCAUAGCCUAGAGUGCCUCCUAGAAGAUAGGUGUGGAGGUGUAGAGGAGUACGAGAAACGAGUUGAAGUUGUCUCAGAGUUAGAGUCUAUUUUCCAACACCAAAGCAAGAGUUUCCCUGUAUUGGAAGGAGUUGCUGUAGAGAUAUACGGCAGCAGCGCGUUUAAUGUCGCCCUUAAGACCAGUGAUAUCAACUGCUUCCUACGGGUGAAGGAGUACUUACUCUGUGUCAAAACAGUAACUGAGAUAAUCACUCAAUAUGACGAACUCUAUGAAACACCCACCAUAACCUCCGGUCACAAGUUCCCCAGAAUUAGGUUCCUGCACAAACAAACCGGUUUCAGUAUUCUCAUGAGUGUACAUUCUCCCAAAAGUGAAAAUUUCACCACCCUGAUGAAUCACCUGCUUGCUUGUGACGAGAAAGCGUUGCAACUGGCGAGACUUAUGAAGAUACACUGUGAGGAGAUGAAUUUAACGGACGGAACGUUUGCUAACCACGUGUUCUACAUCAUGACAGUGUACUUUGCUCAGCAUACCAAACCUCCUCUCCUUCCUAAAUUCGUUAAAGACUACGAUCAUCUCAUGAGCAAAUCUGAAGAAGAUAGAUGCAACAGAGAGGAGAGAUUGCAGAGAAGAGAAAAAGAAAAAUUAAAACUGCAAGAACAACAGAAAAAAGAGAUAAAUAAGGAGAAAAACAAACGUUCAUCUCAAGAUAUAGCUAUUGAAAACUUUGCUGCAGCUGCGGUGAAGGACUCACUCAAGCUUAGCCUGAUACAGAUAUCUAUUGAAGAUGGUGUGAGCAUCACUGCUGAGGAGAUAGAGAGAAUAAUGAAAGAAGCCAGGGUAGAUAGUAUCUUCCCGGAAAUAACCAUAGAGAACGACCCCUGGAAUGCUGGCGGAGUGGUGUGUGAUGCUGGAGAGAGCGCCUGGAAUGGAGAUGUCUCCUGCCAUAACAGCCACACUCAGCCAAGUUCUUCAGCUGCAACUGAGGGAGGAGCAGCAGUGGAACAAGAAAUUAUACCAUCUCUUGAAGCUCUGUCUCUUGAACCAGCAGAACAUCAGGAAAAGGGGAAACAGCCCCCAGUUGUAGAAAAGAAAGAACGGUAUUCCAAUAAAGAAGAAAAAGGAGUUGAUUGGAAUGGUGUUGAAGAACAAACUAAGAUAAAGUUAUCCAAGUGGGGUGAUCAAUACAUGGAUGGUAUCAGAGCUGAGUGCUACAGUUGGGAAUCAGUAAACGACAAGGAGCUCCACAGCCUGUUUCAAGAAAUGGUCCGCUUCUUCGCAAAGUUCAGUUUUGAAAACAGUACCAUCAGUAUAUGUCGGUCAUCUGAUGAUACUGAACAUAACAAGUACUCUUUUGUUGAAGAUCCAUUUCAACCUGGUACAUCCCUGUACAACAUACCACAGAGUGGUAAAAGCAAGAAGAACAAGAAAGUUGGCAGAAAUCGCAUAUACCAUGAUAUGACCCGACAUGUUAAGGCAGUAUAUGAGAUCUUGAGACACUAUUACGAGGGACCUCACAAGGCUGAGCUGUGUCUCGCCUCCCCUGGAUACGAAAACGGCAGACAACCUCCUUACUCACCAUUCGAAUUCGCUAUCAGAUACGAGAUCCCUCCACCGUUCUCCGACGACCACAGGCAGCCCCCGCAGGAGAAGCUCCCAGGGAUAGAGAAAGUAACUGAAGGAGCUGUCAAUGCACUAGACAGGAUAGUGGAUAAGAUUACUGAAAAGUACAAGUUGUCCGACCAAGACAACAGAGCGAGAGAACAAACGUUCAGCGAGCUGGGAGACUUGGUGAGGAGACAAGUUAACCCGAGUAUCCGCCCUCUUUGGUUCGGGUCCUCCAGAAACGGACUAGUACUUAACACCUCCGAUAUGGAUAUCACAUUGGACGUUACCAAACUAGGACCAGUUGAUCCAACUCAUAUUCUUAGUGAACUCGCUAAACAAAUAAAAAAGAACAAGUUGUUUAUCCUGGAUGAGGUUAUCUUGGCUGCUAGAGUACCGAUUGUUAAGUUCCGACGGACAGACAAUGAUCUAACAGGAGACAUCGCGGUGGGGAACAUGCUCGCCAUCGCUAACACACGCCUUAUCAAGGCCUACACUGAGAUUGAUGAACGAGUACCCAGACUUGGUCUGCUGGUGAAAGCGGUGGUAAAGAAUUGUGAGUGUGCUGACGCGAGUACUGGUAGUUUGUCUUCAUACGCCUAUACCAUGAUGGUCAUCUAUUUCCUACAACAGCUGGACCCACCAGUUAUCCCCGUGCUACAAGAGAUCAACAGACCACGUGAUCUGACGGUAUACGAAGAGGAAGGAUGGGACACGUACUUCUACUCUGACGUCCACCAGCAGACGAGUGAUUGGCCCUGUGAGAAUGUGGACUCUGUUGCUCUGCUCGCUCUCAAGUUCUUCAAGUUUUAUUACGAGGAGUUUGACUACAGUAAGAACGUGAUCGCCCCCAAACAGAAAGCUCAUCUUCUGUGUACUGAUAAGAACUGGUUCCGUCCAAUUAAUAUUGAGGAUCCUUUCAAUCUCGAUCACAACUUAGGAAAACAGGUGAGCGCCAAGACAUUCGACGUGAUAAAGACUGUAUUCAGGCAGGCGUAUCUCCGAUACUCUGUAGGUCCACUAGAUAGAACAGACCACACUCUCAGGUACUACAUGGAGAAAUCUUUCCUGCUGGAUGGCAAGAAGCCCCCUGUUAACUUCAUAUGUUUCGGGUGUGGCAGCCGAGAUCACUACAUAUCUGAGUGUCCUAACAAGAAUAGGUGCUCACAUUGUAAUGAACCUGAUCACAGUAAAAGCAGUUGUCCUAAAAUUGAAUGUUUCCACUGCAAGGGUUACGGUCACAUUGGUAAAAGUUGUCCCAACAAAAAGCACGGUAACCAUGGCAACUCGCCUUACAAAAGAAUAAGUCCCGACAAGAAUCCUAGUAUGAAUACAGACUAUUACGAUCGGAAGAACUGGAUAGGACAAGCCAUGAAACCUGCGGAUGUACAGAUUGGUAAAUCAGCGCCACCCCACUUCAAACAACACCCUAAAUCUCCUGCCGUGCACAGAGUCAUCAACCACGACUACAGAUUCAAUGGUGAUCAGAAGGAAGGGGGUCGCAGAGCUCCGCGGAGUAUGAGCGAGAGUUCAGAGGUUGUUCCGAGCUCCAGGAAGAAUAACAAAAAGAAGAAGAGAACAAGUUCGGAGACAAAAGAGAGGGCUGAUAGUCUGUCAGAGAAUACAGGACUCUUCUUGGGCGACCAGGACUUUGUGCCUCUCAAGCAGUGGGCCGAGCAUUCAGCUCGUUUACGGUCAGACCCUGUAAUGGAACCGGAGAACAAAACUAAAAGCAAUGAGGUCAAGGUUCUGCAUGUUAAGACUAAAGAUGUUAAAGAGAAUAAGAAACAGGGAGCUAGUAGUGUGGAGAACAAUCCUCAAGACAAGCUAAAACAGUCUACUCACAUGACGUUUAUGGGAGGAAGCGUUACAACACCCAUACCCCAACAUGCCAAGGAAGAUUCCAGGCAGAAGAAGAGUAAGAGCAUGGUAAGAAAGGACAUGUUUGGAGACCAGAAGCCUAAAGCAUCAGCAGUAAACACCAGCAAUAAGAAGCAGAAUGUGAAGACGUCUAAAGUAAAGGCUCCAUCAGCACCAGGAACCGGAAAGAAGGCUACUAAGACAGAGCUGUGGGAGGAUACUGGAGUAGAGAUAGAGGGCAGUAGGUACGGACCCAAGAGGGAAGAUGAUGAGUACGCUGGGGAUCUGGCGCCAGACUUCUUCUCAACUCCCGCCAAUUACAUACAUGAACCUGACCCGAACAAUUUGAGCGAGUGGGGUGACCUAACACCCUCAUUGGAAGCUGAUUCUGUGCUGGGCGCCUCCCUCCAGAAGGAGAUCGGACAGCCUGAUUGGAUAGGUUAUCUGAGCAGCAGUCCAGAGAAGCCAAUAAUAAAGCCUCAAUCUCGCUACACCGAUCAACCCCGUCCACCACCGCCGCCGCCCCAACAACAGUCCUACAUGGAGCAGGUUCCCUUCCACUCUCCUCCCAAGAACAUGGCCUCUAAACAGCUACUUGACCAACUCCACAACAGUCCCCACAAGGGGGCCGGUCAAAGGAGGGACGAGGGUGAUCACAGUGCCAAAUCAGGGGGCAAACACCGGAACAAGCAGAGCUCUGGAUACCAGGACCCUUAUCUGGUGAACAACAACAAGCGGAAAAAUAACCGCAGUGAUAAUGUCGUAUCAGAGGAAAGGUAUCGGGAUCACCAUCAGGACAGUCGGCAGCACAGGAAUGAUCACCAUCGGCGCGAGGAGCCACGAGAUGGGAAUUACCGUGAUCCUGGGUAUCAGAGCAGUCCGAGGAAGAAUUACCGUGAUGAAAUGCGGGGUGGUUACAAUUACCACGACGAUCCACGUGCUUACCAAGACAACGCACGCGGUUACCAUGACAACUCGCGCGGAUAUGACGCGCGCGGAGAGAUGCACUACAGGGAAAGGCCACGUGACUUCAACGACGGCAACCCAUACGGAGAUGAACGGGGGUACGGUAGAGGAGCAGCUCCAAACAGCUUUAUGGGUCCCACUAGACCGGGAUACCAGCCCCCUCCUCAUCCUAACAGACCAACUAACGAACCUCCCAACUUUGAUGCUCUGAAGCGGAGGCCAGGCAAAGGACGGGGUGCCCGAGGACGCAACUAACUUCAAUCAUUUCGGCAGAAUUAUUACCAUGUGUUCAUAUUUCCAGUGUGUUCAUAUUUCAUGUCUAACCGCUUCUAUUUCAUUACUGAUCUCUGAACUUUGAUUUGAUCUUACUUUGAAUUUGUAGAUGCGCUCUUGAAUCGCUCCUUCAUUUCAAGAUACGCUACUAGCUGUACGCCUGUAGCACUAUCUACCAAUUUUCUUUCGGGAUUUAUAGAUUUUGAGGGAACUCCGUUUUCAAACUGGGAGUGCUAAAACUGAUGUCGAGAUUUGCAUUUAUUGAAAAAAUCUUGACUCGCAAGCAAUAUAACAAAUCUGAAAUCUCGACCUGAAGUUGGCCCACUUCUUAUUUUUCUUUAUUCCAAUUUUUCUUUCCGUGUAUGUUUUUCUUCUUCCCAAUUUUUGAACAUCUACUCUUCAUUCUACAUUUGUAAUGAAUUUUAAUCAUGAUCCGAUUAAGUUAAACUUAUUGUUCACCUUUUUAAAUCCGGUGUCCGGGUUGCGGGUGCAUUUUAAAAGUUUUCACGUUUUUAUUCUUAAUCUUAACAUACUUAAAAUAUUCCAGAUUCUCGAAUUGUAUUUAAACGCGUUGCGUUAUUACAACUUGAAUGAACAUCACUUUUACCCGUUUAUAUGAUAUUACGUAAGCCAGCCAACUGCCAAGGGGGAGGGGGUACGGAACUUCUUGCAUCUUGCUUGCUCUAUAAGUCUAUCAUAAAAAAUAGCUAUUUAAAUUUCAGAAUAGCUUGCGGAGAGAGGAGGGGGUCUAAAAUGGCCACUUCUUGCUUACGUAAUAUCUGAACGAUUCGUAAACAGGAUUAUAAUUUAACGCACAUUAACAGUUAAAUCGAUUAGGUUUAAAGUCAAAUCCCAAUGCCGCACUGUCAACUGUGCCAAAUUUUAAUUCAAAUUGACAGCUGCAUAUUCGAGACAGCUCAGAGUGCUAUAAAAGGGUUGCGAUUGCACGUGCUGCGAUUGCAAGUGCUGCAAUUUCACGUGCUGCGAUUGCCAGUAUACCGAUAUAUUCUUGUUCGUCAGUUAUUUACACCACAAUAUUGAAUAUGUAAUAUGUAUAAAGCGCAUUGACGUUUAACUUAGCAUUUAUAAUUAAGAAUUUCGUUCUUAAUUUCACCGAGAACUGUUUCAGGUUGAUACAAUUUGUUUGGUAUGGGUUGAAUGAGUCUUCUGAACAUUUUCUUCCAAAUAGUUCAUAUCGCCUUGGGGAAAAUAUUUUGCCUUUUUGCUCGAAUGAACAGGUUAAACGUUUUUGUCCCAAAAAUUCAUAAAUUUUUCUUGUCUCAAGUGAUUCACGAGAGAAUCAGGACAAAAGUUCUUGAAGGGACAGCCCAAGUACAUUAUUAAUUACUACAACUAGUACAUUGUAGUACAUGUAGUACUAGUACAUUCGUUGGUAAUUCAGUGAUGAAGUUUGUUGUACUUGUAUAUCAAAUCUGAUUUAAAUUCCGAUGUAAUGAACCGUCUGUUAUUGUACCGUCCAGUACACAAUUCCGACCGCAUA
Bolinopsis microptera is the source of this 6474-nucleotide messenger RNA. RefSeq lists its product as uncharacterized. Gene Ontology annotation, molecular function: nucleic acid binding; zinc ion binding; nucleotidyltransferase activity. The record is from RefSeq and is a predicted model, not a curated record. The transcript has 33 exons. Lineage: Eukaryota; Metazoa; Ctenophora; Tentaculata; Lobata; Bolinopsidae. Bases 24 to 4955 code for a protein of 1643 amino acids. Gene Ontology annotation, biological process: RNA 3'-end processing.